AAGUGAAAACUGAAUGGGACUCGACAUCGCUCGUCAUUCGUCAGCCGAGAUCGAUGGAGACAACUUCCUCGGCACGGUAGCUCAGGAUAACGAAAUGGAAUUUCAUCGGUAUUGCAUCGCGGUUUUAACUGUGGCCGCGUGUGCUUCGGCCAUCGUCGGCCCGGUCGGGAAUAGUUCAAAACUCGUAAUUGUCACAAAGGCCGAUACAUACCUCGAUGCCUAUUCGAAAUCCCGUGUGGACGCAGAAAAUGCCAAAGAAAGUGUUGUAAUAAUAACAGCCAAGGAUGGAGAGAAGAAGAUUUCAAAUCGCGACGACAAUUACAAUACUGGCUAUGAUUACACGCCAUCGUAUUCGGGAAGUGACAGCUACAGCGCUCCUGGCUCAAGUUAUUCGGGCUCAUCGAGUUAUUCACCAUCGACUAGUUACGGAACACCAGUGAAAUUUGAGCCGGAAGUAACAUACAAUUCUCCACCAAACACGUAUGGACCACCUUCGUCUAAUUACGGCCCACCUUCGUCAAGUUACGGCCCACCAGCCCAAAGCUAUGGGCCACCUUCUACGAGCUAUGGUCCGCCUUCGCAUUCAUAUGGACCUCCGGCUCCUAUUUACGGGCCACCAAUUCACAAACCGCUGGCUCCUGUUUAUGGGCCACCAUUAAAGCCUUCCUACGGAGUUCCCUACACAGCCCCAGGCUUAGGAUUUCUGGAUAAAUUGUCAUUGAAAUUAGAUAUUCUUACGAUUGCGAAGCUUUUACUGAAGCUCCUUAUAUUCAAGAAGAUCGUGACAAUGAUCGCUGUGGUGUGCAUGCUACUCGUUAUUCCUAAACUCAUCUCUUUCAAGAAAGAUAAGAAUGGUGGUGAUACUGAUGAGGAUGAACGCAAUUUCGGCGCCAAAAAUGUAGUGGAGUUGACAUCAGCACAGCAGUUACUAGAGCGCGCGAUUAACGUGUACGGACGCCAGAAACGCAACUGUGGAGUCACGUGUCGCGUGCGCAGAGUUCUGGACGACAUCUACGACUUUGAACCAUAUUUCAGGACGGGAUCGUCAGCAUCUAACGAAGUUCGCUGA
Messenger RNA from Pararge aegeria (speckled wood butterfly), 1069 nucleotides. RefSeq lists its product as uncharacterized. The record is from RefSeq and is a predicted model, not a curated record. NCBI's taxonomy places the organism in Eukaryota, Metazoa, Arthropoda, Insecta, Lepidoptera, Nymphalidae.